CGGUUGGUGACACGCAGCGAAAAAGAUGGACCUCUCAACAAUGCUCUGGUGGAUUCUGUUGGGGCUACUAGUGUCGGUUUAUGUGCUUUCCAAAUGGCGAUACCGUAACCUUAAGUCUAUUCCGGGAAUUGAGCCCAGCUAUCCUCUCAUCGGAAAUGUAUUGCUCUUUACGCAAAGUAGUGCUUACAUGAAGUGUUUCAGAAAUGCAAAUCGGAUGACGAAAAUCUGGCUGGGUCCUGUUCCGGUAAUCAACGUGCAGCAUCCGGAGCUAAUUCAAAAAGUGCUAACAGAGUGCCUGGACAAACCGUUCGCGUACGACUAUAUGGAGCUCGGUGCGGGAUUACUAUCCGAACGAUAUGGAUGCGUUUGGAGGGAGCACCGGAAAACGCUGAGUCCGUUAUUUAACACCCGAAUCCUGAACGGCUUUAUUCCGACAUUCGAAAGGGCGACCGGUGAAAUUAUGCUCGCACUGGAUCCGGUCUCGGAUGGACGGGACGUGGACCUGAUGGAGUACAUCAGCCAGUGCAGUGCCCAAAUGGUACACGGUACCAUGGUCAAUAUCGAUAGGCAAUCGGAUGAACUUUAUCGCUUACUAAUCAAGAAUCUGGAAGUCAUCCUGGACUCCCUUGGCAAGCGGAUUAUGAACGGAAUGUACGCGGUGAAAAGCUUGUACAAAAUGAGCACAAUUUACCGCGACGAGUGGCGCUCCCGGAAGGUUUGCUACGAAACAGUGAACGAUGUAAUCAUGGAAAUGCGGAUGAAUAUACUCAACGGGCAAAACGCGCUGGAACUGGCAGAUACAAAGGAAGCAUUCAAAUCGAAAGCCUUUGUGGAACGAUUGCUAACCAUUCAGCACAAGGGUCGCUGUUUUACCGACGAGGAAAUUGUUAACCAUGCUUACACUAUGCUCGUGGCCGGCUACGAAACUACGGCUUUGCAACUAACCAAUAUCUGCCUAAUGUUGGCGAUGCAUUCGGAGAUCCAGGAACAGGUAGCUCGGGAAAUAAAAAAUACAUUCCCGACGUUGGACGCGCCAAUAACUCCGGAGGCUUUGAAGGCUCUUCCGUAUUUGGACAUGGUGAUCCAGGAAACAAUGCGGCUUUAUCCGGUGGCUCCACUGAUUGCCCGGCAGAAUUCAGCCCCCAUCGAGCUGGAUGGAGUUUGUCUUCCAAAGGGAACGGUUUUCGCUGUCAAUAUUGCUGCCUUGCACAGGCGGACGGAAGUUUGGGGUGAAAAUGCGCUCACGUUCGAUCCGGAGAACUUUGCCCCGGAAUUGGUUGAUGCCAGACACCCGUUCGCUUUUAUUCCGUUCAGUGCCGGACCGAGGGUUUGUAUUGGGAACCGAUACGCCAUGAUUUCGCUGCGAGUGUUCCUAGUCCGAUUAUUGCAACGCUACCGUUUGAGCACCAAAUUGAGCCGAAAGGAUUUAAAAUUUAAGUUUCAGGUAACGCAAAAACUGAGCAUGCCGUGCACCAUGCAGGUGCAUAAACGGGAGCUCUACUAGAUCGGUUGGUUUAAUGUAACUAAAUAUAGGAUGUGUGGUGUUGCAAAAUAUGCGCCAUGCUGGUAAAUUUGAACCGAAAUUGAUUUUAGUUAAGUUUACAAUUGUUAAUAUAAGCACUUACACAAUAGUUCUAUCAAUCACAA
Messenger RNA from Topomyia yanbarensis, 1647 nucleotides. Its product is annotated as cytochrome P450 4c21-like. The record is from RefSeq and is a predicted model, not a curated record. Gene Ontology annotation, molecular function: oxidoreductase activity, acting on paired donors, with incorporation or reduction of molecular oxygen; heme binding; iron ion binding. The transcript is spliced from 5 exons. The coding region runs from base 26 to 1504 and encodes 492 amino acids. NCBI's taxonomy places the organism in Eukaryota, Metazoa, Arthropoda, Insecta, Diptera, Culicidae.